AUGCUGAUUCUUUCCUUGCUUUCACAGCACGUAUAUUCAGGCGGAACUCUCUCAUGGCAUUAUGUAAACCAGUUGACUUGGGGUGAAUGGCGUUCCGAUUUUGAUAUUAGAUACGUUUCUAACGGUCAUUACUAUUCAACAUCUUUUGCUGACUAUGGCUGGUGGCCUGCUUUCAAGGUUGAUGAUGGAAAUUUAGUCUACAUUCUCGGAAGAAACAAUGGUGAAGCUUCUUCACAAAAUGUUCAUGUCAAAACCAAAUUAUCCCAACCAUUAGGCGAUAAUUACAUGCUCAUUCAAUGGAUAUUUACAAAUAAUGAUACCGAGCCACAUCGUGUUUCUUUAGCUUCACACACGGAUGUCCAGAUCAUUGACAAUGAUAGAGCUAAAGUUAAUUGA
Molecule: messenger RNA, 396 nt
Organism: Trichomonas vaginalis G3
Lineage: Eukaryota; Parabasalia; Trichomonadida; Trichomonadidae
Exons: 1
Coding region: 1-396 (131 amino acids)
Source: RefSeq, a predicted model, not a curated record